AUGGCCUCGGCUUCUGCCACUGCUACCGCAACUGCCUCGUCGUUUAUUGGUACACGCCUCCCUGAUGUACCAUCAAAUUCAGGAAAGGUCACGUGUCGGUUUGGGUUCGGAACUAAAAAGGUGGCAAAAAAAGCCCAGCCCAAGAGGAGUUCAGGAGGUUCAGACCGUCCAUUAUGGUACCCAGGUGCUAAGGCCCCAGAAUAUUUGGAUGGAACCUUAGUAGGUGAUUAUGGGUUUGAUCCAUUUGGGCUUGGGAAACCAGCAGAGUACUUACAAUUUGACUAUGAUGGAUUGGAUCAGAACUUGGCCAAGAAUGUGGCUGGUGACAUUAUUGGAACCAGGACUGAGUCGGAUGACGUUAAGGCGACAUCAUUGCAGCCAUACAGUGAAGUUUUUGGGCUUCAAAGGUUUAGGGAGUGUGAGCUUAUCCAUGGAAGAUGGGCUAUGUUGGCUACUCUUGGUGCUCUAACUGUUGAGUGGCUCACUGGUGUUACAUGGCAAGAUGCUGGCAAGGUGGAGCUCAUUGAAGGAUCAUCCUACCUUGGUCAACCACUUCCGUUCUCAAUGACCACAUUGAUCUGGAUUGAAGUAUUGGUGAUUGGGUUCAUUGAGUUCCAGAGGAAUGCAGAGCUUGACCCAGAAAAGAGACUUUACCCAGGUGGAAGCUUUGACCCGUUGGGUUUAGCAUCUGACCCAGAAAAGAAAUCAACCCUUCAGUUAGCUGAGAUCAAGCAUGCUAGAUUAGCAAUGGUUGGCUUCCUUGGCUUUGCUGUUCAAGCUGCUGUAACCGGUAAAGGCCCACUCGACAACUGGGCAACCCAUUUGAGCGACCCACUCCACACUACUAUCUUGGACAGGUUCCUGUAGAAUGACUUAUAGGGACUCUAGGGAACUUGGGAAUCUAUACAUUAAAAUUACCUCAUCAGAUGUGGUUACAUGUGUUGAGGAAGAUUACUGUUUAUUGCACUAGUACUGUAAAAGGAGUGUAAUAUUUGGCAGAUGAUUUAGAAUGGAAAAGGCAUUCUGUAGACA
Molecule: messenger RNA, 1032 nt
Organism: Amaranthus tricolor (Joseph's coat)
Lineage: Eukaryota; Viridiplantae; Streptophyta; Magnoliopsida; Caryophyllales; Amaranthaceae
Product: chlorophyll a-b binding protein CP29.2, chloroplastic-like
Exons: 2
Coding region: 1-867 (288 amino acids)
Biological process (GO): photosynthesis, light harvesting in photosystem I; response to light stimulus
Cellular component (GO): chloroplast envelope; chloroplast thylakoid membrane; plastoglobule
Source: RefSeq, a predicted model, not a curated record